ACUGUGACGUUAGAUUUCUCGGCCUGUGAUUGGCUACUGAGAACGCAGGUUUCCCAGUUCCGUGGUUUGGCUCGUGUGGCUGUGCGUGGCUUUAUGUUAUGUGCGUAUGAUUAUCAUAUACGUUUUAUGUUUGGUGUUAUAAUUUUAUUUGACAAUAAUAAUUUGUAUAAGUCGUUUUAGUGUAAUUUAAUGUAUAAAUUGGAAUUUUGUUGUGAUCUAAAUUGUAUUGGUAGAAAAGAAGACUCAUCAAGUAGGGUUAAUGGAAGAUCUUCUUGCAGCUAAAUAUUUAUAAUGGUGUACAGGGGUGAAGUGUGUUCCAUAAAUCAUAGUACUGAUCCUGAAUCUACAAUGGUGUAUUAUGGAAUUUAUUGCUUCAGUUACCUACAGUUCCGGAACGACACCACACGGAACUGUGACUGUGCACCGUCGGCGUAUAUGAUGAAGUGCACGAGGAUGGAACCUGCCGGCGAUUGAAAAAACACGUGUUUGGAUCUGAGAAUUGUUCUGCAACCAACUGUAUCAUUCCAGCUAUUGAAGACAUCAUUGAAGAAACAUGUUUAUUUUGAAUAAGAUACAUACAAGUUAAUACAUGGUUUUUUGCCCGGUGCAAAGCAAUUUUGUGAAUUAGUGUGUGAACAAUGAAAUCUAUAUGGGUGACGCAGUGAAAACUCACAUGUUACUGACUACAUUUUUUUGUGUGGAUAUGAUUCCUGUAACAUAUGUUAAAUUACUCAUUUAACUGUUACAAAUGAGGACCCAUGGAUGAAUGGGAAUAAAGUUCGCCUCAUUGAGGCAUCCAGAUGUGGUUGUCAUGGCACCAGCUUUGACUGAAGCUGGUCAGUCUCAGAACUUUAAAUUACCACCAUCUGCUCAUUCUUCCCCUGGCUCUCCUGUAAGUGUUGCAUUUAAUGGCGUUAAGAAGUUAGCAGUACCUCAUCUUCUAUCUGAUGCAAAUCUUUGCAAGGACAGAACUAAAAAGUUUUGUGUCAGUGAAAAAUUAAUUUGUCAACGUGUUAAUGGAUUUCAAAAACUCGAAGAUACAAGAUUCUUGGACCCAAAUUUUGAUGCUUUUGAAAAUUUAACAACAUUAGCUAUUGCUUCAGAAUUAACUAAAGGAACAGGUGAAGAUCUGUGUGCUGGAAGACAAAAGCAUCCUGGUGAGAAGAGCAAAGGUCACAGUAAGGAAGGUAAAUUUAUAAUGAAUCAAUGUGACCCAUCUAUGGGGGACCAUCAAGAUAACAUGGGAUUCCAAAAGCCAAAUAAUGCUGUGCCUAACACAGAGUGUGCUAAUUUGAUGAAGGAUAAAACCUUGUCCAAUGAUAUGGAUCAACUUCUUAAAAAUUUAGGAGCAGCAAUAUCAGGUAAUGAAUUGAGUAGUGGUACUGAUCUUGGGCAGAAUGUGGAAGACAUAUUACAAGUGAUAAAUAAUAUGGAAACAAAUCCACCUGAAACAGACUCUAUGAAUACAGAUAAUAUGGGUUUGGGAAACAUGGAUCCAACAGAAAAUGUGGAAGCAGAAUCUAUGUUUCAAAUGGCUGAUGGUGCAGAUCUAUCAACGCUUGAGCGUGAACUUUUGAAUGUAGAUAUGAUGAACAUGUGUGUUGAUGUAAAUAUUAAUGAUAAUACUUUAGAGCUUGAAAAUAAAGAAGCUUUAAGUGCAGUGCGGUUAGAGGAUGUUCGGAAAAAACAGUUUGAGUUGGAGAGAAAAUGUGAAUUUCUUGGUAGGCGACUGAGAAAAUUACAUGCACGUUCCUUAGGAAAGCAUGCAAGUGGAGAAGUGACAGGUGUUUUGGAACAAGCAUAUAGGAUGUUACAAAGUGCUAGUGGAAAAGAAGGAGAAAAUUCUACAGAAAAUAGUGAUAGUCAAAUAGUGCAGACCAGUGGCAGUGCGGUUGUGAAGGUAGAACCAAAUGUUAAAGAAAAGAGAGUGAAGGGAAUCUCAUCUUCUUCUUUGGCAAAUUUGUUUCGUAGAUUAGAUGUUAUUUCUCAGCAGCAGGCUGCUAUCACUUCACGACAGCAAGUUCCACACAAGUAUUUUGGUGCUGGAUCAGGUGAUCACAGCACUGUUGCUGUCUCGAAUAAUGGUAUCAGUGCAUUUCCUAAAUUUUUAUCUGAAACGAAGGAAGAAGUGGAGCAGGUUUCAGGGCAGCUGCACACCCAAGUGGAAGUGGUGGAGCAUGCCUUUGACUCUGAUGCUACAGCUAGCAGUUCUGGAGGGGAGAGUUGUGACGAGAUGCAGAAUUUCAAUAACCCUCACCAAGUUUCAGUAUCAAUUGGGAAGCGGGCGGCGUGGCGCUGGGCCCGGGACCGCGCUGGGGUGGCCAGCCGCUGGACGUGGCUGCAGGCGCAGAUCUCCGACCUGGAAUAUCGCAUUCGGCAGCACAACGAGAUCCAUAGACAAAUCCGGGCCGCCAAGGGGCACGUGUGUCUAGGGGAAGCCCCCGCGGGGGCGGCGGUCGCCCCCGGCUCUGGGGCGCCCCCGCCCUCGCCUGCCCCCGCGCCCGCGUCCGCGCCUGCGUCACCGCCGCCCGCGCCGGCGGCGUGGGUUGGCGGAGCCGGCGUCCGGGCCCCACGCCCAACCUACCAACCACAUCUCCAUCAUCACCAUCACACGCACGCCUUGAGGUUGGGGAAACGGCUUCCACGGGGUGCCCGCCGGGGCGAAGACAAGCACGAACGCGUCCCCGCAGCGACAGCAGCGCCCUCGACGCCCGCGCCGGCCCACGCCCCCUGGCCCCGCCCCGCUGCAACGGACAGCUGCGGCAGCGUUGGCGUUUGCGGCGGCCUCGACGCGGCGGCGCGGAUGCACCGCCACGCGGCCCGCUGGUGCGCGCGUGUUCCGCAAGCGCAGCUGCUGCAGGUGGCCUGCUGCACGUGGUGUGAAAGAAGGCGGCGCGCCGUUGACGGUGCGCUGCGGCUGCCAGCCGGCCGCUCAGCUGGUGCGCGCUGUGCACGGGCCGCGCCGACCCCACGGCGCCGCUCCCGCAGCCCGACCUGCUCACGCCCGCCGAACGCGUGGCGCUGCUCGACCCUUGCUUCCACCCAGUGCUCUCGUUCCCGGAAGAAAAUUGAAACGCGUCAUUUUGAUAAAAUUCAUUGUUGGAGGGGGGAUGUACCGCAGCACAUUCAUUAUGAGGCGAUAAUGAGGACAUCUGAUUGGCAGCAGAAAACUUUGCGAAGUAAUCUGAAGGCUUUGAAAUCCUCUGGAAGUGUUAAAACAGAGAAAGAUGUGUCACAUGAACGGCGCCAUAAGAAACCUCAAGUGGAACAUCGUAGGAAAUACACUAGUCGCCUUAAAAAGACAGCUGCUAAUACUCUUACAGCCAAAAUAAAGCGCAAGUUGUCGAAGGGACGGAAGACGAAAUCGCAUGAUCCCAACAACCAUUCAUUGCAACGGCUAAAACGCAAGAGGUCUCUUGUGAAAGGAAACAUGGGUUCAUACCAUCAGUUUAGAGAGGAUGGAGAAGAUGAUACAGGAAUGGACUCAGCAAUGGGAAGCAAGUACACCUCUCCAGUUCCAUCUCCCUGCUCUGCUGGUGGGAUGAGUACUAUGUCAGAUCGCCUCGCAAACUUCUCACAAGGAAAAGAAAGAGGGGAUGGCUCAAGGCGGAAGAGGGAAAAUUCAUACGAUAUCGACAACAUUGUUAUCCCAUACAGCAUUGCAGCUUCCACACGAUUGGAAAAAUUACAGUAUAAGGAAAUUCCAACACCAAAGUGGAGAAUAGUGGAGAGGAGUUUUGAAUCUCCCAUCAAAUUGGACUUGAAAAAUAAUGGUGUUGUUAGACGAUCUAGUCAAGAAAGUGAUGUUGAAGAUAUGUGUGAAGACACCAUAGCUCUGAGGCAUGAUCGUUGUGAAAUAGAGGAAAGAAAGAAGUUCAUGAGUUACAUUAAACUUCCAUACUCUGGUAGAGGGCGAACACGACGUACUGAUAGUAGGGCAGAGAGCAGUGGAGCCAACACACCUGAUCCUUUAUCUCCGAACAAUAUGCUCGAUUUACCUGGGGAAGGAGGAGGAUCGCCUAUGACAUCACCACCUGCAACUCCGUUAUCAAGUCAUCAAGAUAUGGAACUACCUCCACGCAGAAGAACUAUAUCUCAGUCUCGAUGGAUACGAGAAAAAGAAGAAAUACGUUCCAUCACUCCUGAUCAUGUUACUGAGGUCCCACCAUUUGAUCCAAGGUUGUUUCCACUUAGUGAUGAAACGUAUGAUAAAAUGUUAAAAUCGAUGCCUGAAGGUCAUCCAUUUCCCCCUGUAAUGAUGGAGCCAAAGAAGAUCACCAAAGCAUUGGAAAUGGGUGAAGUCAGCCAGCCUGCCUCCCCUGGCACCGAUUCAACUGAGUCAGCGUUAGGUGAAGGAGAGGAUCCCAAUGACCCGGAGUGGACUGUAGAAGAAGAGAAAGAAUUUGAGAGGGACAGAAUGAAAAUGGCAGUUAAGAGAUAAAAUAUACUUCAUGAUGGAGUUAAAUUCUAUUUGCAUAAGGAAUAUUCUCAAUGUUGCUGGUUUACUGGCCCAAUUAUGACAAAUUGUAUGUUGAGAAUUCCUGUCGAGUCAGCUCCACUGUUGUUCCUGCUGAUGGAUAUGCAGUGAGAUGGGCAUUGUGGGCAUCGUCUGAAUACUUGUUUCCCCAACAGUGCAUGAUGUAUGUAAAAAGACCAAAUGAUGCAGGAAUUGCUUCCUCCUAAUUAAAAGGGCAUCAUUUUAAAAUGCAAGUGAAAAGUACCCAGUUAAUCUGUAAGUGCACUUGAGUGAUACAAAAAAAGAAAAAGAAAAAAAAUUAGCAUACAUGGUCUGCUCCAUUGUCUUGCACUUCAAAUUUGCUGUUCUUGCUUGUUCCCUUUUUGUUCUUUUUUUCUUUCUUUCUUUCUUUACUUGCAUUUUGUUUCAAUCUAGAUUGUCAGUGUAGUAAUAGUCGAGUUUCAUCAUGUUGAAGUUUUCUACUUUGUAAUAAAAAUGUGUGUAUACUGUGCGUAUUACUUGUUGAUUUUUUGAAAAUGUAAUUGGGUAUAAUUUCAACAAUUCUCAUACAGUUUUAGAGGAACAAUAAUUAUCCUUUCAGUAAUUAAAACCUGUGCAUAGAUCUGCAUCUGGUUUGUCUUUUGUUCUGUGCACCAAUGAAAAGGUUUCUUGUGCCUAAAGUUUUAAAUUAUUGUUUUUAUUUAUGAAAAAAUAUUGUAUAGCGUUAUGCAAUUGUUCAAUUGUUGUGUGAUAGAGAUAAUUGUUUUGUAGAUAGUACGCAUGAGUCAUUAAGUAUUUUUUUUAUUUUAAUCUCAGGCUAAAUUCUUCAUGAAAUUGUUUCUUGUGUGCUUAUUUGAAUUUUAAUUUAAAUUAAACCACUCAUGUGAAUUGAUGGAGCAGGCCUUCGUUAUUUAGAUGUUGAUGUACUCUUUAUAAGAGCAUAUAUCAGUAAAAUUGCCUGCUUGGAAAAUUAUCACAUGCAUAACAUGAAGCUAACCAUUCCAUGGUAGUGUAUAAAUGUUCCUGUCCCUUCCCAUUCCUGUACCUUCUCCAUUGUUAUAUUUAAUGUGGUAGGUGUUGAACCACUUCAGAGCUGAUGAGACUGAUUCUUGUUUUGGAACUGUGGGAGAAGAAUAGGAUAACAAUUUUUGGUUGGGUUGGGUGUCUUAGACUGUGUAAAGAAAACUGUGAAAUAUGUCCAUACACAAUAUUUACACAAUGUGGAAGGCACUUGCUGAAGAAGUGAGAUUUAGAGUAGAUUUUGUAUGUAUUCUCCAGCACUAAUACGCUUAUAAAAACUUUAAGGAGUGGAGUCAUCCUCUUUUCAUCGAAUAUUUUUGUGUUUCCAUAUGUUUUUGAGGUAACUGUCCCCCACCUACUUACUGUUUCUCUUCUUUUUUUUUUCUCUCUCUCUCUCUCUCUUUUGUUUUCUUCCCUUGUAGUAUUUGUCAUUGUUAGUAUAAAUGGCUGUUAGCUGUUUAAUGUGCCUUUUUUGUUUUGUUUUCAAUAAGUUUCCUAAACUUUAAUUUACAUGAACUCUAAAAAGAGAACAUAUCUUUGUGAGCCACAAAUGACACAUGGUUAAACACCAUACAAUUAUCUGAAGUGUUUGCCAUUAUUUGUUAUGUGACCUAGUUUAUGUUGUGAAUGUUAUGUCUGUUUUAUAUGUAUAUAUUGUGUAAUAGAUAGCAAGCAUUCCUUGAAAAUGGUAAUGUUGCCUUGUGAGCAUGAGUUAUGAUUCUUACAUUGGAGUGUUACAUGGUUUGAGAUGUUAAUUCAGAUUAGAUCAUUGCUGUAUUGUAUAUAAUAAUUUCUGUGUGUUCUGAAUUUCCCCAAGUCAACAUCAUGUCUUGCAGUGUAUAAUUGUUGACUGUUCUGAUGUAGAAUAGUUGUCGGAAAGAGUGAAUUUUGUUCUUCCUGUAGUUAAACUUCUGGGAAAUUUUUAUUCUUUGUGUAUGGUGCGUACGUGUGUGUGUAUGUGUACAAGGAAUGCUUUGCCAAUUGCUUAUAUUGUCAAGAAUUUUGUCACUGUUUUUGGAGAAUUUGCUGGCAUUUCCCAGGUAAUCGUAUGGUAAUGUUGCAAAUAUCCAAGCUAGGCCAUUGGUGGUUUUAAAAUUGUACAUCACAAAAGUAAUGUUCUCAAAAGCUCAAGGAGCACUCCGCAGACAAAGCAUGGAGACCUGACACAAUUGUUUGUGACAGUUAUGUAAAAAUUGAUUAACCCAGCACCUGUCUCCUAGGUGGGUUAUUUUAUUUUGUAGAUCUCAAAUCGUUAGAAAUACUUGACACUAUUGUAUAUUGGUUUGCCUGCAUUAUGGACAAGUGCUGUCAUAAUUUUUGUGAGCGAUGAUGUCCAGCCAGAUACAAUUGUCUUGAACAGUUGUUGCAUAAACUUGUAUAGUCAUGACAUGCACUAGUAUAAUUUUAAUAAAAAUAUUAGUUACUGUAUUACAUGCAUCUUUUUUCCUUAUCAAAACUCCUUACAAUUGUCUGUUGAUUUUUCUGUAAUUUUGAUGAUAAAAAUUGUGUAUGUAUUUCGUAGAAGUUAUUUGCAAAUGAGUCUAUCGCUCUGUUUUUUGAGGUUAAAAAAUUAAACAAACAAACAAAAAAAAACAAAAACAAAAAAACAACUGAGAACUUUGCAAACUGAUACAUUUUGUUUAAUCAAUGAUAGGGAAGCUUUAGCUUUUGCCCAGAGCAAGGUGGAUUGGUAUGUCAGUGUUUCUUGAUUUAUGGUAUUUGGACAAAAGGAAACAAUGAAAACUAACUUAUAAUUUCCAUGUACUCUUGAUGUAUAUAGCACUUUGUGUGUGCAAUAUUUAAUGAAGAAACAGUUUGUGUGAUUUCUUCCGAAUAUCAUGUAAAGAUCCUUUGGUCUUUGCCCCUGUCCAAAUUUUAGUUUUA
This is a messenger RNA of Gryllus bimaculatus (two-spotted cricket), 7360 nucleotides long. NCBI's taxonomy places the organism in Eukaryota, Metazoa, Arthropoda, Insecta, Orthoptera, Gryllidae. The record is from the annotation of a GenBank genome assembly.